AUGAGCAAGAGGGUUGGCAUCAUCGGAGCUGGAGUCAGUGGCUUGGCUGCCAUAUGGUGCUGUCUGGAGGAGGGGCUGGAGCCCACUUGCUUUGAAAGGAGCAACGAUGUUGGAGGCCUGUGGAAAUUCUCGGACCACACAGAAGAAGGCAGAGCCAGCAUUUACCAGUCUGUAUUCACGAACUCUUCCAAAGAAAUGAUGUGCUUUCCAGACUUCCCUUACCCGGAUGAUUACCCAAACUACAUGCACCACAGCAAGCUCCAGGAAUAUAUAAAGACAUUUGCUCAAAAGAAGGAUCUUUUAAGAUACAUACAGUUUGAGACCCUGGUUUCCAGUAUAAAGAAAUGUACCAGCUUCUUAGUCACGGGCCAAUGGGUUGUUGUUACUGAAAAGGAUGGGAAACAGGAAUCUACUAUUUUUGAUGCUGUAAUGAUUUGUUCAGGACAUCAUGUAUACCCCAAUCUGCCAACUGAUUCCUUUCCUGGCCUGGACCGGUUUCGAGGCAACUACCUCCAUAGCCGGGAUUAUAAGAAUCCAGAAGCCUUCAAGGGGAAGAGGGUCCUCGUGAUCGGUCUGGAGAAUUCGGGAUCUGACAUUGCUGUUGAGCUCAGCCGUCUGGCUACACAGGUCAUUAUCAGUACCAGAAGUGGUUCCUGGGUCAUGAGUCGGGUCUGGGAUGAUGGCUAUCCUUGGGAUAUGGUUUCCCUGAGAAAAGAGCCUGUGUUCAAUGAUGAGCUCCCAUCCCACAUCCUGUGUGGCAUUGUGUCCAUCAAGCCCAGUGUGAAGGAGUUCACGGAAACCUCAGCUGUGUUUGAGGAUGGGACCGUGUUUGAGGCUAUCAACUCUGUCAUCUUUGCAACAGGCUAUGAUUAUUCCUACCCCUUCCUUGAUGAGACUAUCAUGAAAAGCAGAAACAAUGAGGUCACCUUGUUUAAAGGCAUCUUUCCCCCACUAAUGGAGAAGCCAACCUUGGCUGUGAUUGGCUUGGUUCAGUCCCUUGGAGCUGCCAUCCCCACAGCAGACCUGCAAGCCCGCUGGGCUGCUAAAGUAUUUGCAAGUAGGUGCACCCUGCCAACUAUGAAUGAAAUGAUGGAUGACAUUGAGGAGAAAAUGGGGAAAAAACUCAAGUGGUUUGGCCAGAGCCAGACUUUGCAGACAGAUUACAUCACAUAUAUGGAUGAGCUGGGCUCUUUCAUAGGGGCCAAGCCUAACAUACCAUGGCUCUUCCUGACAGAUCCCCGCCUGGCCCUGGAGGUGUACUUUGGCCCUUGCAGCCCAUAUCAGUUUCGACUGAUGGGACCAGGGAAGUGGGAUGGGGCCAGAAAUGCCAUCCUGACCCAAUGGAACCGGACAGUGAAGCCAACCAGGACAAGAGUUGUCAGUGAAGCUCAGCGACCCUACCCCUUUUACAAUUUGCUUAAAAUGCUUUCAUUCCCAUUACUCCUUCUGGCUGCUACACUUACAUUUUAUUAA
Molecule: messenger RNA, 1473 nt
Organism: Rhinopithecus roxellana (golden snub-nosed monkey)
Lineage: Eukaryota; Metazoa; Chordata; Mammalia; Primates; Cercopithecidae
Product: putative dimethylaniline monooxygenase [N-oxide-forming] 6
Exons: 8
Coding region: 1-1473 (490 amino acids)
Molecular function (GO): flavin adenine dinucleotide binding; N,N-dimethylaniline monooxygenase activity; NADP binding
Source: RefSeq, a predicted model, not a curated record